GGCGCGCGGAGCCUGCGGCGGCGGCGGCCCGGCGGGCGGAGCGGCGCGGGCAUGGCCGCGCGCGGCCGGCGCGCCUGGCUCAGCGUGCUGCUCGGGCUCGUCCUGGGCUUCGUGCUGGCCUCGCGGCUCGUCCUGCCCCGCGCCUCCGAGCUGAAGCGAGCGGGCCCACGGCGCCGCGCCAGCCCCGAGGGCUGCCGGUCCGGGCAGGCGGCGGCUUCCCAGGCCGGCGGGACGCGCGGCGAUGCGCGCGGGGCGCAGCUCUGGCCUCCCGGCUCUGCUCCAGAUGGCGGCCAGCGCGACAGGAACUUUCUCUUCGUGGGAGUCAUGACCGCCCAGAAAUACCUGCAGACCCGCGCCGUGGCCGCCUACAGAACGUGGUCCAAGACAAUUCCUGGGAAAGUUGAAUUCUUCUCGAGUGAGGGUUCUGACACAUCUGUACCAAUUCCAGUAGUGCCACUACGGGGUGUGGACGACUCCUACCCGCCCCAGAAGAAGUCUUUCAUGAUGCUCAAGUACAUGCAUGACCACUACUUAGACAAGUAUGAAUGGUUUAUGAGAGCAGAUGAUGAUGUGUACAUCAAAGGAGAUCGUCUAGAGAAUUUCCUGAGGAGUUUGAAUAGCAGCGAGCCCCUCUUCCUUGGGCAGACAGGCCUGGGCACCACAGAAGAAAUGGGAAAACUGGCCCUGGAGCCUGGUGAGAACUUCUGCAUGGGAGGGCCUGGCGUGAUCAUGAGCCGGGAAGUGCUUCGGAGAAUGGUGCCGCACAUUGGCAAGUGUCUCCGGGAGAUGUACACCACCCAUGAGGACGUGGAGGUGGGAAGAUGCGUCCGCAGGUUCGCAGGGGUGCAGUGCGUCUGGUCUUACGAGAUGCAGCAGCUUUUUUAUGAGAAUUAUGAACAGAACAAAAAGGGGUACAUUAGAGAUCUCCAUAAUAGUAAAAUUCACCAAGCUAUCACAUUACACCCCAACAAAAACCCACCCUACCAGUACAGGCUCCACAGCUACAUGCUCAGCCGCAAAAUAGCCGAGCUCCGCCACCGCACCAUACAGCUGCACCGUGAAAUUGUCCUGAUGAGCAAAUACAGCAACACAGAAAUUCAUAAGGAGGACCUGCAGCUGGGAAUCCCUCCCUCCUUCAUGAGGUUUCAGCCCCGCCAGCGAGAGGAGAUUCUGGAAUGGGAGUUUCUGACUGGAAAAUACUUGUAUUCAGCAGCUGACGGCCAGCCCCCUCGAAGAGGAAUGGACUCUGCUCAGAGGGAAGCCUUGGACGACAUUGUCAUGCAGGUCAUGGAGAUGAUCAAUGCCAACGCCAAGACCAGAGGGCGCAUCAUUGACUUCAAGGAGAUCCAGUACGGCUACCGCCGGGUGAACCCCAUGUACGGGGCCGAGUACAUCCUGGACCUGCUGCUUCUAUAUAAAAAGCACAAAGGGAAGAAAAUGACGGUCCCUGUGAGGAGGCACGCGUAUUUACAGCAGACUUUCAGCAAGAUCCAGUUUGUGGAGCAUGAGGAGCUGGAUGCACAGGAGUUGGCCAACAGAAUCAAUCAGGAAUCUGGAUCCCUGUCCUUCCUCUCGAACUCCCUGAAGAAGCUUGUCCCCUUUCAGCUCCCUGGGUCUAAGAGCGAGCACAAAGAACCCAAAGAUAAAAAGAUAAACAUACUGAUCCCUUUGUCUGGGCGUUUUGACAUGUUUGUGAGAUUUAUGGGCAACUUUGAGAAGACGUGUCUUAUCCCCAAUCAGAACGUCAAGCUUGUGGUUCUGCUUUUCAAUUCUGACUCCAACCCCGACAAGGCCAAACAAGUUGAACUGAUGAGAGAUUACCGCAUUAAGUACCCUAAAGCAGACAUGCAGAUUUUGCCUGUGUCUGGAGAGUUUUCAAGAGCGCUGGCCCUGGAAGUAGGAUCUUCCCAGUUUAACAAUGAAUCUCUGCUCUUCUUCUGCGAUGUUGACCUCGUGUUUACUGCAGAAUUCCUUCAGCGAUGUCGAGCAAAUACAGUUCUGGGUCAACAGAUAUAUUUUCCAAUCAUCUUCAGCCAGUACGACCCAAAGAUUGUUUAUAGUGGGAAGGUUCCCAGUGACAACCAUUUUGCCUUUACUCAGAAAACUGGCUUCUGGAGAAACUAUGGGUUUGGAAUCACAUGUAUUUAUAAAGGAGAUCUUGUCCGAGUGGGUGGCUUUGAUGUUUCAAUCCAAGGCUGGGGGCUGGAGGAUGUGGACCUUUUCAACAAGGUUGUCCAGGCAGGUUUGAAGACGUUUCGAAGCCAAGAAGUAGGAGUAGUCCACGUCCACCAUCCUGUCUUCUGUGAUCCCAAUCUUGACCCCAAACAGUACAAAAUGUGCUUGGGGUCCAAAGCAUCGACCUAUGGGUCCACACAGCAGCUGGCUGAGAUGUGGCUAGAAAAAAAUGAUCCAAGUUACAGUAAAAGCGGCAAUAAUAAUGGCUCAGUAAGGACAGCCUAAUAUCCAGCUUUGCUGGAAAAGACAUUUUUAAUGAUCUAAUUUAUUUUUCAAAAGUUUUUUGUAUGAUCCAGUUUUUGAAGUCCAUAUACAAGGAUAUAUUUUACAAGUGGUUUUCUUACAUAGUACUCCUUUAAGAUUGAGCUUCCUGAACAAGAAUGUGGUCAGUGUUUGCCUUUGAACACAUCUUCUUGCUGAACAUUAUGUAGCAGACCUGCUUAACUUUGACUUGAAAUGUACCUGAUGAACAAAACUUUUUUAAAAAACAAAUGUUUUCUUUUGAGACCCUUUGCUACAGUCCUAUGGCAGAAAACAUGAACAUUCCUGCAAAGUAUUAUUGUAACAAAACACUGUAACUCUGGUAAAUGUUCUGUUGUGAUUGUUAACAUUGCACAGAUUCUA
Messenger RNA from Saimiri boliviensis boliviensis (Bolivian squirrel monkey), 2859 nucleotides. RefSeq names its product chondroitin sulfate synthase 1 (gene CHSY1). Gene Ontology annotation, molecular function: glucuronosyl-N-acetylgalactosaminyl-proteoglycan 4-beta-N-acetylgalactosaminyltransferase activity. The record is from RefSeq and is a predicted model, not a curated record. NCBI's taxonomy places the organism in Eukaryota, Metazoa, Chordata, Mammalia, Primates, Cebidae. Gene Ontology annotation, cellular component: Golgi cisterna membrane.